GUCUAGUGUUUCUGGUCACCAGGAAGUCAGAUCAUCGUUGGGCUGUAAAAAGAUGGAUCCGGAUGCAGUCAAGUCGACCCUCUCGAAUCUGGCGUUCGGGAAUGUAUUGGCAGCAGCUGCUAGAGAUUAUAAGAAGGAAGUGCUUGCAAAUGAGAAGGCCCAAUCAUCAAAUCAUGUCAAUGAGGAGGUUGAUCUUGAUGAACUUAUGGAUGAUCCGGAGCUAGAAAAAUUGCACGCUGAUAGGAUUGCUGCACUCAAGAGAGAAGUUGAAAAGAGGGAAGCGUUCAAAAGACAAGGGCAUGGUGAGUAUCGAGAGGUGAGCGAGGGAGAUUUCUUGGGGGAAGUCACCAGGAGUGAGAAAGUGAUUUGUCAUUUCUACCACAAGGAGUUUUACCGCUGCAAGAUUAUGGACAAGCAUCUCAAGACUCUUGCGCCUAGGCAUGUGGACACUAAGUUCAUCAAAGUGGACGCAGAGAAUGCUCCUUUCUUUGUCACGAAGCUAGCAAUAAAGACAUUGCCUUGCGUUCUGCUCUUCAGCAAGGGAAUCGCUAUAGAUAGGCUAGUUGGGUUCCAGGAUUUGGGCACAAAGGACGAUUUCAGCACUACCAAACUGGAAAACGUUCUGAUUAAAAAAGGAAUGCUCAGCAAGAAGAAGAAAGAGGAAGAUGAUGAAGAUGCUGAGUACCAAGAGAGCAUAAGGCGGUCGGUUAGGUCUUCAGAGAAUCUGGACUCUGACUCUGACUGAUCAAACCAGCUUACAUCACAGAGUUGUCUCUGUUUUGCCUUUGUUAUGUGUUUAUUAGGUAAUGAAGCUUCAUAGUUACAUCUUAACCGUCAAAUGCUUCCAUGACAUUGUAUGUUGCACUAUACACCAUUUUCUUGUUGCUGUUACAUAAAUAUUGACUUGUUUUUGGCUUUAAAAAAAAGCUAGAAAACUAAUGUUCUUGAA
Molecule: messenger RNA, 949 nt
Organism: Brassica napus (rape)
Lineage: Eukaryota; Viridiplantae; Streptophyta; Magnoliopsida; Brassicales; Brassicaceae
Product: thioredoxin domain-containing protein PLP3A-like
Exons: 9
Coding region: 53-745 (230 amino acids)
Cellular component (GO): cytoplasm
Source: RefSeq, a predicted model, not a curated record